GAAAACAAGUUACACAGGGAAAAACACAAUGAUCAAUGAGACUUUCUACACAGUAGUUCAUAUGUUAUUUUAAAAAUAAAAUUACUUAAAAUCGGACGGUGCAAACGCUAGUUGGUGUGAGUUACUGUAGAAUACACGUCUAUGUAUUGCGAGGAGGAACCUCUCAAGGUGCUCUGUAUACACUGAACAAAUCAGUCCAUCAAAAGCCAUGAAUUUGAAUGAUUUUAUUGUUGUCACAAACCAGCCUAAUUCAGUUAAAUUAAAAAACAGAAAUGUGCAAGAGAUGCGAUUAGAAACAGUUCAGUUACAGCUGGAAAGUAAAGACAUGGAGAGUCGACUUCAACAGCUGAGACUGAGCAUGAGCAGAGAAAAGGAUGAGCGAGAAAAAUCGGGAGGAUUUCACUGGAGGUCAGGGCAACCUGGUGCCCUAGCUACCCAUCCACACGGAGCACCUCAAAAUAAAGAGAACAACCUUCAAAAGUUAUCUGCCGGAAAAGUGAAGAUAAAAAUACUCAAAGACCAAUCUGAAGAAUUGCGGAAGCCACCAGAGAGCUAUCGUUCACCAGUAGGAAUGAUCAGAAGUGGAAAACCCAAACUCCAAGGAAAAAUAUGUGGGCAAUGUGAAUCAAAAAAGGCUGGCUUGGUGUGUAUGGAAUGUGGAGAAGAUUAUUGUGUCAGCUGCUUUGCCAAAUUCCACCAGAAGGGGGCACUGAAACUCCACAGAAUGAUACCUCUACAGAUGGAGAUCCAGACUUCCAUCAGCACAUUAGAUGUUGUUAGUGAAUUUAAAAAACAAAUUGAUCCUGAAGAGUUUUCUGUGAGAACCAAACAGAAUGAUGUUGUUGUGGAGAAGCAGUUACCUGUGAAAAAUCCUCUCCCUCCACAGAAGAACACAGAUGCAGAGGUUUCAUUUUUGGAUCAUGGAAAUGAUUUUGAGGUCCAAAGCAUCAGGAAAAGUAACCAGAACAAAGGUUUAUUGUUAAGUGGUAGUUUUGAUGAGGAAGAGUCUGCAAAGUCUUUUCAGCAAGUGUUGAUGGAAUGGAGAACCGGAAAAGAGAAAAAUGAGCAAGAAUGGAAGCCCUAUGAAGCCGUACCAGUGUUCACAGGGGUAUCUGCAGUUCAAGCAGACCUGUCAGAUGCAAGAAAACCAGUUGACAUUGACUUCAGUGAACACAGUCUGAGUUAUAUGGAGAGACUGCUAUUAAAAAAACAUAGAAGAACCCCUGUACAGCAGUGUGGAUCGAUGUCUUUGACCUCUUCACCUCAAACACCCUUAAUGGAGUCAGACAUGCUGAUGGAUGAAGAAGGGCUGAGUUUGACUGCUGAAGAGAUGGAGGAACACAGAUAUUACACUGCUCUUUUUAAAGUAGAUGAGUUUCAUCAGCAUAAUCAGCUGACUGGAUCAUCCUUAAGUAUUUUAGAAUUGGACGAGGUUGUUAAAGAGCACUUGGAGGAGAGUAACAGCUAUGUGGUGGAGGAAGCAGAUAUCGAAGAAACCAGAGAGAAAAAGCUGACUCACUUGAGAAACAAUCUCUACUUGACAGAGCUGAAUUUGUCUUUUGACAAAAGGUCAGAAAUGUCAGCAGUCCAAGAAUCAAAGAACAUUGGAAUGUCUUCCCUCAUGGCCACAUUAUCUGAAGAUGAAAAAACCCUUUCAUCAAGCAGUAGCACAAGCACCUCAGCAAGCAAGCAGAGACUUCUCUCAGCUGGAAAAACAUCAAGCACAAAUGUGCAUCUUUCAUGUUCUCUGUCUGUUUCUGCUAAAACAGAAAGAAUGGCCCAAAACAGUCCACGGAGACCAAAACAAAAACAAAGGCAAAAGAAUGAAAAGCAAACCACUAGUGAACCGCUGAAAUCUCAUAAUACAUCACUGUUAUUAAAUGUUUCUCUGGAAGAUGCAGCUUCCACUGCAGAUGAAGUUCCAGGCAGAAACCGUUUGCUGGCGAAUGGCAGUACUACAGAAAGCAUAGAUGUGGGCCUCUCUGUAAAGCCGUCUAUGGCACUGCAUGAGCUUGCUCAAAGACAACCUAUGGAAGUGGACCACUAUACUGGCCUAAAUGGCUUUUUUACACUAGGCCUGGACCCUGCACACAUCAGUUCAGAUCCUUUCCCUCAACGUGCCUCCUGUCAAAGUGAAGAAAAUAAACAGGACUUGCAGACUGAAGAAAGAGGGGAAUGGAGACCCAGCAGCAGUUUAAGUGAAUAUGCUGAGGAGUUGGUUGUCAGCAGUGUAAUUGGCAGCGCUCGAAGCAGACCUCCAAGCAGCCUUGGGCAACAGAUCACCUCUGGUAGAGUCACCUCAUCUAUGCAGUGCCAUGCAUCAUCUGGAAGUCUAAUUUACUCGCCAAGACCAUUUCACUCUGCAUCUGAGAAUAAAACAUUCUCUUCUUCAUGGCAAAAAGGGCAGGUAUCUGCUAGGCCAGUCAGUGCUCAUUCACGGCCACUGUCCAGAGCUACAGCUGAAAUUAUGGAAAUCGAGUCCAUUGACUCAACUGAGAGUGAUGAUCCAAACCUGGAAAAUGAGGCUGAUAAUUGUGCCUUAGUGUGCUUGGAAGAGGAAUUUAAAAUGCUUAGAAACCAUGAAGAUGAGGAGAAGUCGGCUCAAAACUCAUCAUCCCAACAAGAGCAGUGUGUAUUUCGGGCUCAGGAAAGGUCAAGAACAAAACAGACAAGGAAGAUUUCUCCAAAAAGCUGGGAUGCUGAAGGUCACACAGAUGAUGAGGAGGAGAUUCUGAGAGACAAGCAGAAUGUUAUGUCACUUCCCUGACAAGAAAAGUGAACUAGGUACCAAUUGUACAAAACUGACUUUAUAUUAAAUAUCAAUCUUCAGAUCAGGUCACGAUUAAAAUGUAAUGCUGUUAGCUUGUAAAUGUUUUAUUUGAUUUCCUGUACAGACAAAAGUGGCCCUUUUUGUUGCAUUUGAACAUGCUAAUACUGUCCAGUGGUAAAUGUAUGUUCUAAUCAUUUGUUGUGCCUGUUAUUUUGUUAAUUUUUAAAAAAAUAGAUUGAGUAGUAUUAAUGAUGUUUCUGGUUUGAAUAUUUUGUGCUUUAUUUCAUACCUAAUACUCACGUUUAUUAUUUUGACACAUGAAACCAUAUUGUUAACUGAGAAAUCUGUUUACUAUGUAAUUUAUAUAGUUGUAUAUGUUGGUGAAGAUGAGGUGUCACAUUUUUUACUAAAUAUGCAGUUUGAAAAGUUUUACAAUAUAGUACAUUUAAAUAAAGCAUGUUCAGUUGUUCAAAGGUGCAUUUGAUGAAUACAAAAAAACCCCAAAAAACUGUUAAAACAUGAAUAUUUAAUGAAAAACACAGUUUUUUAUACAGAUGCCCAAGCUUCCUUACUGUUUUCACUGUGUGAUGUUUUUAUAAUGCUGAUAGAGGUUAACUGAGUUAAACUUCAUAAAAAUGUCAUCAAAGAGAAAUGCAAACAUUCACAGAAUGGCUAUACCCCUUCUAUUUUUGCCUCCAAGGCACUUUUUUUUUCUAUUAAAGUUUUAGUGAAAUCUUUUUCACUCCUACAAAAUGAGAGGAUUUAACCCACUGGGUAAGUUAAGAUGUAUUUAGCAUUCAGGUUGUUGUUGCAUGUAAAAUGAGCUUUGCACCACAAAUAAUAUUAACAGAAGGGAAUUGUACUCUACAACAAUAAGUCAAAUUUUCCAAUUACUUUAACACCAUAAAACUGGAAUUUUAUGUAACUGUGAAUGCAGGCUACUUAUGCCUUCACAAUAUUAUAAGCAAUGCUAUACCAUCACCAUGUACAAAAGCUAUAUCCACGGUUUAAUGUUUUGGGCCUCUAGUUGAAUCAAGUGCAAAGGCAAUAAUUUUGAAUGGAUUAAAGUUUGAACAGUAUGAAAGUAAUAAGAAACUAUUCAGAACAGUAAAUGCCUCCUUCCGGUAAAACCUUCCGGUUGUUUCUUGCUAGUUUUAUAUCUUUUAUACUUUUUUUUUUUUAGCAUUGUUCCUCUCAGAAAAUGUGCUUUGCACUUGCUUCAAAAGGGGUGAUAAAGCAUUCUAUUGCAGUACAUGAUUAGCUUCUGAUUGACAACAAUGUAAUGCACCAGAAGAAUGGCCCCUUCAGAAGCUGUGUUGCAACAGCUAUUGAACAGUUUGCUGUGUUAGCCUGUAAUCUCAUCAGAACCUACUUUGAUGGCACUGGAAUUGUGUAAUUUGCCAGUGUUAUUUAUUCUAGUUGUGAUGAUUAUUUGGCUUUUCUUCUGACUGCUGUGCUGCCUCUUUGUGACUGCAUUGACUUCAGCUUUCUGUUAUCCAUUCUGCAGUGCUUUGCUGCUGUUGACCAAAGGCUGUUCUUUGGAAACAGCUGGCUGUCUGCUCUGGGAUUGCCAAGUUACAUAGUUUCCUGGUAGCCCCCCUGCAUGUAGCUCUU
Molecule: messenger RNA, 4384 nt
Organism: Polyodon spathula (Mississippi paddlefish)
Lineage: Eukaryota; Metazoa; Chordata; Actinopteri; Acipenseriformes; Polyodontidae
Gene: zbbx
Product: zinc finger, B-box domain containing
Exons: 20
Coding region: 209-2767 (852 amino acids)
Biological process (GO): cilium movement
Cellular component (GO): motile cilium
Molecular function (GO): zinc ion binding
Source: RefSeq, a predicted model, not a curated record